GCUUCUUACAAAAUUCCCAGUAUUCUACUCACAGCCCAGGGGGAAUCUGCAAUCUAUCCUUCCUGAGGAUUCUUCACUAUCAUCAUCUACAACCUUCUACACAUCCUUAACAUGGCGUCGUACCAUAGAGUUCUAAUGACCUUUGAUAGGUCAGUGACACAAAAAAGUGUAGAGUGCAAUUAUGACAUUCACCCAUGGGAUGUGCUGAUAGAUGGGUCACGAUGGAAUGGAAAGAUAAGACUCAUAGGCUACGUCGAUGUGUUUUUUCUCAUCUGUUACUCAGGAGAGUCCCGCUUCGAGAAGGGCAUCAUUAUAUACAAGGAUGAUGAGAUUAUCCAAAAGUUGAUGGAAAGUGCGGGCGUGACACCAGAAGGUCUCGGCUUGCAGCUCAUGAACGAAAAGGAAGUCAAGGCAGCAGAGGGUGGAAGAAAGGAAGUGUUGAAAAAGUAUUUCGACUUCCAAUCAGUGAAAGGAGGUCUUGACUACACAAUCACAAGUCUCGGUCAUGAGGUGGGGGUCAAGACGGAAUACGAUGCCUCAACUUUGAGAAAAUACGUCAUCAAAAUUCGCAAAGGCAGAGAUUCUAUAAUGAAACCGAGAGUUCGGAGAGGGGUCAGUCAACAUGACCUCUUCGACCUCAUGCACGACGCAGUUCGGUUGGGAAUCAUCACGCAAGCCGAGCUUAUCGGUCAAAUCAUUGGAAAGACCAUUGGUGGAUCGACGAUGGAAGAUGUUACAUCGAAAUAUCUUGAUGCUCUAAUUGGAGCGAGGAACUCCAAGAAUGUUGCACUGGAGGCAGACAGACAAUGAGCCGCUGCUCCGUAGAUACGAGAGUAAAGCACCACACGUAGAGCAGCUUAUAUACAGAGUAUGUACCUAUAUUGCCAGACCAGGCUCUCAUUAUACAUUGGCUUUGGGGGCGAUGAAAGAGCUCC
Molecule: messenger RNA, 935 nt
Organism: Trichoderma harzianum CBS 226.95
Lineage: Eukaryota; Fungi; Ascomycota; Sordariomycetes; Hypocreales; Hypocreaceae
Exons: 5
Coding region: 112-810 (232 amino acids)
Source: RefSeq, a predicted model, not a curated record